AGCUGCUGACGCCGCCGCAGCCCCGGGCACCCAGCGCUCGCACGCACUCCCGCGCACGCCGGCUCUCCACCUCCUCCCGCACCCGGGUCUGAAGAUGGCGGCUCUCAAACUCCUGGCGUCCCAGCUUCGGCUCUGCGCCUCCGCCCGCAGCUCGCGGGGCGCCCUGCAUAAGGGGUGCGUCUGCUACUUUUCUGUCAGUUCUCGUCACCACACCAAAUUUUACACAGAUCCUGUGGAAGCCGUAAAAGAUAUUCCUAAUGGUGCAACCUUGCUGGUUGGCGGUUUUGGGCUGUGUGGCAUUCCGGAGAAUCUUAUAGGAGCGUUACUGAAGACUGGAGUGAAAGAUCUAACUGCAGUCAGCAACAAUGCAGGGGUUGACAACUUCGGCCUGGGCCUUUUACUUCGAUCCAAGCAGAUAAAACGCAUGAUCUCCUCCUAUGUAGGAGAAAACGCAGAAUUUGAGCGACAGUUCCUGUCCGGCGAAUUAGAAGUAGAGCUGACGCCCCAGGGCACACUUGCAGAGCGGAUCCGUGCCGGUGGGGCUGGAGUCCCUGCCUUCUACACCAGCACAGGGUAUGGAACCCUAGUACAGGAAGGAGGAUCACCCAUCAAAUAUAACAAAGAUGGCAGUGUUGCCAUUGCCAGCAAGCCACGAGAGGUGAGGGAGUUUAACGGCCAGCACUUCAUUUUGGAGGAAGCCAUCACGGGAGAUUUUGCUUUGGUGAAAGCGUGGAAAGCAGACCGGGCAGGCAAUGUGAUUUUCAGGAAAAGUGCAAGAAACUUCAAUUUGCCAAUGUGCAAAGCUGCGGGAACCACAGUGGUGGAGGUUGAAGAAAUUGUAGACAUUGGCUCGUUUGCCCCAGAAGAUAUCCACAUUCCAAAGAUUUAUGUACACCGCCUUAUAAAGGGAGAAAAAUAUGAGAAGAGAAUUGAGCGCUUAUCACUCCGAAAGGAAGGAGAUGGAAAAGCCAAAUCUGGUAAGCCCGGCCAAGAUGUCAGGGAGCGGAUCAUCAAGAGAGCUGCACUCGAGUUUGAGGACGGCAUGUAUGCUAACCUGGGUAUAGGGAUACCUCUCCUGGCCAGUAACUUCAUCAGUCCCAACAUGACUGUUCACCUUCAAAGUGAAAAUGGAGUCUUGGGCUUGGGUCCAUACCCACUCAAAGAUGAAGCGGAUGCCGAUCUCAUCAAUGCAGGAAAGGAAACAGUUACUGUUCUCCCAGGAGCCUCUUUCUUCUCCAGCGAUGAAUCAUUCGCCAUGAUUAGAGGGGGACAUGUCAAUCUAACAAUGUUAGGAGCCAUGCAGGUUUCUAAGUAUGGGGACCUGGCCAACUGGAUGAUACCUGGGAAAAUGGUGAAAGGAAUGGGAGGAGCUAUGGAUUUAGUGUCCAGUUCCAAAACCAAAGUGGUGGUCACCAUGGAGCACUCUGCAAAGGGAAAUGCACACAAAAUCAUGGAGAAGUGCACGUUGCCACUGACGGGCAAGCAGUGUGUCAACCGCAUUAUUACAGAAAAGGGCGUGUUUGACGUGGACAAGAAAAACGGAUUGACGCUGAUCGAACUCUGGGAAGGCCUGACUGUUGAUGACAUCAGGAAGAGCACAGGCUGUGACUUUGCAGUCUCACCAAACCUCAAGCCAAUGCAACAGAUUUCUACUUGAAGUGUCCGUUGGACAUUUGCCCCAGGCUGCUAAGAUUUCAUUUUCAACACUUAGGAUUUAAAUGAAAGGAUGUCAGUAAUCAACAGUUAUACAUUUAGCAAGAAGUUUCAGCUAGUUUUCUUCUAGUAUUUCUGGAUUUGUGCAGCCACAGACGUUCUCUCCAGUGUGAUGUAUCAGUUCCAUGGGGGGGGGGAGGAAAACAUUUUAUUGUAGUCUUGCUUCUUGAGUGCUAAGAAGGUUGUUUUUGUCAUUGUUGCUCACAGUGGAUAUAUGUUCAUCUUUUAUGCCAUAUAUAUAAAACCUUGACUUAGCCCUGAAGGAGAAUUUUCAUGUGCAUUUGUGAUUAGGUAGAAUACUUUUUUGAUGACUAUGUCUCUUUUACCUUCCUCCUUUUUGAGAGAUGCCAGUUAUGCUUCCCUUCUUAGAAUAUCCGCCUUCCCUCCACACUUCUUAUAGCUAAAUAGAUACUCAUGAAGGCCAACAGGAACGUCCCUGGGAAAAGUAAGCAGAAGAAAGACCAAGGCAUAGGCUCUACCAGUGCUGGCAUCCCACCAGAUGUGGCCUUUAAAGAAGACGACUAGCCGUCUACCUAUGGUGUGCUAUACUAGCCUUUGUAUUCUGAAUACUGUUUCUGCAUUGAUCACCAAUGUUUACUUAUACAACAUCUCUUGAGCCAAAAAGAACCAUGGGCAAUUGAUCAUGAGCCCUGAAUCACAAUGUUAGCAGUAUUUAAAAAGAUGAUAUCCCAAGAUAUUUCCAUUUUUAGGCUCUCCGUUCUGCUCCGCAAAGAUUGUACACAUUGACUGACUUUUUCUACACUACAAGGGCAUUCUGCAUAGGCUAGUUCUCUUAACAAAGUGCUACUGCUUUAGCCUUAUCUGUGCCAGGGAAAUAAGGGGAAAGACUCAGACCUGAGUAAUUAGCAGCCUUUGUGUGGCAUAGUAAACAGAGUAGCUUGCAUUUGUCAGGGAUGCUUCCUCAGAAGUAGCCACAAUACAGACAGUUGCCAGGGGGCAUCACUUCAGAAGCACCCUUGGUAUCAAAUCUCUGAAAACCUAGGCACCCUGAAGCCAGACUGGACAGCUGGUAUCCGCACAGUGAAAUGUAUCAUCCUUCUGGCACCGAUUAUAGGAAUUUACGCACGUCUUAGGUGAUGGUUGUCACUGGAACACACUCCUCAAGAAUAGCCACAGUUGACUUGCACACGAUGUGAAGGCAGGGGAAUAAGCUUUUUCCUUCAUAGUACACUCUUUAUGUAGGACUGCUUUAAUGGAUGGCCACGAGGUUGAAAGCAUCCUGUGCCAGUGUUGGUAAGAAGAACCUGACUUAGAAGGUACAAGGCCCAUGAGAAUGCAUAUGUCGAUGUUAGAGUACACAUUGGAAGAAUGUUCUUAUUGCCGAUAUUGAUAUGUCUUCAGAUGCACUUGCUUAUCAUUCCAGUCUGUUACUUUACAGCAAAGGCGUUCUAAGAAUGUUUUCAACUUCCAAGCCUGAAUAGACAACUUAAGAUUCAAAGAGUGCCAUGAUAUUUUUUAAAAUAAAAUGUGUUAAGUGAUACAAUAAAAAUUGCAGAUUGACAGAGA
Messenger RNA from Apodemus sylvaticus (European woodmouse), 3240 nucleotides. It is a transcript of the gene Oxct1, whose product is annotated as 3-oxoacid CoA-transferase 1. Gene Ontology annotation, molecular function: succinyl-CoA:3-oxo-acid CoA-transferase activity. Gene Ontology annotation, biological process: ketone body catabolic process. NCBI's taxonomy places the organism in Eukaryota, Metazoa, Chordata, Mammalia, Rodentia, Muridae. The record is from RefSeq and is a predicted model, not a curated record. Bases 95 to 1657 code for a protein of 520 amino acids. Gene Ontology annotation, cellular component: mitochondrion. The transcript has 17 exons.